Messenger RNA from Magallana angulata, 1117 nucleotides. Its product is annotated as transcription termination factor 4, mitochondrial-like. Gene Ontology annotation, molecular function: double-stranded DNA binding. Gene Ontology annotation, biological process: regulation of DNA-templated transcription. The transcript has 2 exons. The record is from RefSeq and is a predicted model, not a curated record. Lineage: Eukaryota; Metazoa; Mollusca; Bivalvia; Ostreida; Ostreidae. Bases 118 to 1101 code for a protein of 327 amino acids.
UUAAACUGGCAAAAUCCGAUAUUGAAAUUUGACUUGGUGGUAUUCCCAUUUUCCUGAAAGAUAUGUAAAAAGCCUGUAAUACAUGUGAAAAGCUUGAAGGUAUUCAACAAGUGUACAAUGUCACUUUUUUGUGGACGGCGACUUGUGUUGCAAGCCAUUAUUUCUCCACUCUUAAGGCAUAGAUUCAAUCCUAUUACGCUUUGUGCAGAUCAUCCAUCGCCAAGAAAUUAUUUACAAUAUUUUUCGAGGUUGAUUCUGCAACGCAGCUGUCACAGUGAAACACAACUAGAAGAAUCUAAAAGGAAAUGGACUACUGAGUUUGUAGAUAGUGCUUUGGAGAAAAUCCGAUCAGAAGACAAAACAUUUUAUUCAGUAUCGUUGAAGGAAGUUAUGAAAAAACUCCAAUGUCUGUCAAGUGCUAACAUUUCAGCAGAUCAAAUAGCAAAUCUCAUGAAAGAAUCUCCGCAUUUCCUGAAAGGCAAAAACAUGGAACCCAUUCUCAAGGUUUUGCAAGAUCAGGGCUUCGAAGGUUCAGGCAUUUAUGAAAUACUUCUGUCUUUUGGCAGGAUCACUGAUGAAGAUCCAACAGAACUGUCCGCUUUGUUGGUGUUUUUGAGAUCAAUUUACAGAACUGAUCGUAAAUUCACGAGAGUCGUCACAACACAUCCAGAAGUAUUAUCACUGAUACCAGCCAAAAUUAAUGCACGGGUCAACACACUACAAGACCUUUUCAAGUCAGAUGAUGUGUUGGAACUGACCAUAAUGUCCCCACACAUUAUUUUUGAAGACAUGGAAACAAUACAAGAGAAGUUUGAUUAUGUGUUUCACACCAUGGGUAUAUCACAGAGACAAAUGAUGUAUUCCAACAUGUUCAAUUAUUCGCUACUACAUAUUCAAACAAGACAUGUUUUCUUGGAGAGAGCUGGGUUUUAUAAGAAAAUCAAGAAAGAAAAGGGGGAAAUUAACAGCAAUCCUCUUCUGCAAGACAUUUUAGGACUCAGUGAUAAAGUCUUUGCAAAGAAAUUUGGGAAAAUGACUGAACAAGAUUAUAAAACAUUUGCCAAGUACUUUGCUCAAGAGGUAGAAACGUACAUGGAAUAAAUUUUUGCUGUAGUGG